AUGGAACCCUACAAAAACUGGUCGCGCGAGGAGCUGAUCGCGCGCCUGCAGCGUCUGGACCCGCACCACGACCACCCGCGGCCUGAACCGGUCCGCCAGGCGAAGACACUCGACUUCACCGCGUAUCCGCGGCGCAAGAUCGCGCUCAAGUUCACGUACAACGGCAUCCACUAUGGCGGGAUGGAGUUCCAGCGCGACCCCGCCCUACCAACCGUCGAGGGUGUGCUGUUCGAUGCGAUGGUGCACACGAAGCUGGUGGAUCGAGAAGGCGGCUUGGACGGGUGCGGGUGGCAGCGGUGUGGGCGGACGGACAAGGGCGUGAGCGCGGGUGGGCAAGUGGUCAGUCUGUGGGUGCGGAGCAGUUCAAACGGGAAGACGAUUGCUUCGGGAAGCUCUCUGCAGUCCGUGGAGCAGCCAACGCUACACACAGAUCCCGAAGACCUGCCCGAAGACGGACCGGGACUUGAAGGAGACUUCGGCCUUAUGGGCGACUUCGACGAACCUCCAACCAAUGGCUCGAUGACCACAAAACCCGCGCCAGAGGACGCGGAAGACGACAACACCGCGUACGUGUACAAGCUGAAUCACAUCCUCCCGCCCACAAUCCGCAUCCUCGCCUGGUCGCCCGUCGCAGACGACUUCUCCGCGCGCCACAGCUGCCGCUGGAGACACUACAAGUACUUCUUCUCCCCGCACGGACUCGACCUCGCUGCGAUGUCCGACGCCGCCUCGCGGUUACUUGGCGAACACGACUUCCGCAACCUCUGCAAGGUCGACGCGAGCAAGCAGCUCACUGUCUUCACCCGCCGCAUCCUCCACGCAUCCGUCGACCCCGUCGAUCCCGCCAACCCUGAAGGCAUGCACGUCUUCAACCUGCGCGGGAACGCGUUCCUUUACAACAUGGUCCGCCACCUUAUGGCCAUCCUACUCCUCGUUGGCACUGGGCUCGAGCACCCCUCGGUCAUGACCGCGUUACUGAACGCGGAUCCCUCGCGCCCGCUCCCACCCUUCCGCGAAGGAGAACCUGCGCCCCCACUCGUCACCGGCAAGCCCGAGUACAUCAUCGCAGACCCGCUCCCGCUCAUGCUAUGGGCGUGCGGGUACGACGACGACGCGCUCGACUGGCGCAUCGACCGUGCGAAGCCCGACGCGGUGGGUGAGACCGCGAAGAGCCCGCUGCGGGGCAUGAUGUGCGCACAUGAGCGUGCCGUCCUUGGUGCCGCGCUCGAAGAGCACUUCCUGAAGGCCGCGGAGGCGCACCACGCACUCCCGAAACCGUACUUCCCCAUUGGCGGCGCGGGGGUGGAGGCGCUCACGGAGGGCGCAAUGAUGAGUCUUCCGCUAGGGGGAGGGAAGGUGAAACGCACGUCUACGUACACGCCGCUGCUGGAGAGGAAGCGCAUGCUCACGCCGGACGAGGUGAACACACGGUACCGCCUGGGCAGGGGCGCCAAGAAGCUCGAGCGAAGGGCGGCCGCGCUCGCAGGGGCGGACGACGACGCGGACGAGUGA
This is a messenger RNA of Trametes versicolor FP-101664 SS1, 1512 nucleotides long. Its product is annotated as tRNA pseudouridine synthase. NCBI's taxonomy places the organism in Eukaryota, Fungi, Basidiomycota, Agaricomycetes, Polyporales, Polyporaceae. The transcript has a single exon. Gene Ontology annotation, molecular function: pseudouridine synthase activity; RNA binding. Gene Ontology annotation, cellular component: nucleus; cytoplasm. Bases 1 to 1512 code for a protein of 503 amino acids. Gene Ontology annotation, biological process: tRNA pseudouridine synthesis; mRNA pseudouridine synthesis. The record is from RefSeq and is a predicted model, not a curated record.